CUCUCUAACUACAAUUGUCCAUCAGUUUUCUGAUUCUACUUCGACAGUGUUUAAUGUUUGUUCAUAUUUCAGCUUUUAUUUUUGAUUUUUUGAAGCAAAGUUGAAAUGAUUUUGUAAAGUUUUUUUUUAAAAAUUUAUUUUGUAAAGCUUCUCUGAGACUUUUUUUCCUUUUAUGGGGUCAAAACUCGGGAGAAGAAAAGUCAGAGUCAGAGUCAGAGUUUCAUUACUCAUUAUAAGCUUUUUUAGACGAGAAGUUGAAAGGGGGAUAUUCGUUUCUUCUUCUUCUUCGACUUUUCUGGGGUCUCUUCCUCUUCCUUACCCAAAAGUUUCGAUGAAACAGGAUUCGAUGCAUAGAUCAUGUCUCUGUAGUAUCUUCAUCACCACUGCUCUGAUCUGUGGUGCUUACUUCAUUGGAAAUGCUUAUAUUGAUGAAGAAUUUAAAGAGAAAUUGCUGAGAUGGGAAAUCACUAAUAGGAUGUAUAACGUCACUGAUAAGAUACAGAACGUCGCUGAUAAGGUGCAUAACGUCACUAACAAGAUACAGAACGUCGCUGAUAAGAUGCAUAACGUCACUGAUAAGAUACAUAAUGUCGCUGAUAAGAUGCAGAACGCAACGUCCCCUACAUGCGAGAAUCUCGAUAAGCCAUUGGGUACUGAAGCAUUACCGCAAGGAAUUAUCGUUAAGACAUCAAACUUGGAAACGCAACAUCUAUGGAACUACCGUCACAAUAAAAAGGGGAACCCGAACCGUGCAAUGAGUUUGUUAGCCAUGGCAGUUGGAAUCAAGCAAAAGGAGAUAGUCAACAAUGUUAUCCAAAAGUUUCCUUCUCUAGAUUUUGUGGUCAUGCUUUUUCAUUACGAUGGCGUUGUGGAAGAAUGGAAGCAAUAUCCAUGGAAUGAACAUGCAAUUCAUGUUUCCGUGAUGAAUCAAACGAAAUGGUGGUUCGCCAAGCGGUUCUUGCAUCCUGAUAUAGUUGCAGAGUAUGAGUAUAUAUUUCUUUGGGACGAAGAUCUUGGUGUAGCUCAUUUCAAUCCUCAACGAUACCUAUCUAUUGUCAAAGAAGAAGGUUUUGAGAUAUCGCAACCCGCUCUUGACACUACAAAAACAAAGGUGCACUAUCCUAUCACCGCUCGUCGCAAGAAGUUAAAAUUUCAUAGACGUAUGUAUAAAAACAAAGGCAGGGUGCAUUGCGAUGAUCAUAGCACUGAUCCUCCCUGCACCGGGUGGGUAGAAAUGAUGGCACCUGUUUUCUCUAGAUCAGCAUGGAGAUGCUCUUGGUAUAUGAUUCAGAACGAUUUGAUACAUGCCUGGGGCUUGGAUCUGCAGCUUGGUUAUUGUGCUCAAGGUGAUCGGAAGAAAAAUGUAGGUGUUGUUGAUGCGGAGUACAUAGUGCAUUACGGUCUUCCCACACUGGGUGUGGUUGUAACUGCUUCGAGCUCUUCACCGAAUGAGACAAACCCGAAAUCACGGGUUUCACAAGAAUCAUCAGAGUCUCGUGAAGUGGAUAAUAGACCAGAAGUGAGGAGGAAAUCAUAUGUGGAGAUGAAGAGAUUCAAGGAACGUUGGAAGAAAGCUGUGGAGGAUGAUAUAUGUUGGGUCGAUCCGUAUUGAAAACCCAAGCGAUGUAUCUAAACCGAACCAGACCGGAUUACCUUCACGAAUAGACUUUUGAGAUUGUUCUUGUUAUUUUGUGGUCUAGUGUAUACCAUUGUUUUGGUACAUAGAUUGGAAAAAGUCAGUGUAUGUACUUAUGUGUUCGGUGUUGGACCACAGAAAUGCUGAUGAGUUUAGCAAACUUCAUAUAGACUAUAUUAUAUUAUUUUUUCAAAUUAAACUAAAUUAAUAUUUAUUAUUUCAGUAUUAAUUAUAAAUUUAAUUACUUAUUUAAUAAAUAAAAUUAAACUUUUAAAAAUAUUUUGUUAUAAUAAGUUAAUAUUUGAAAGUUUUUCGAAUAACAGAAUAAUCUCAUGUAUAUGUUCUUGUUUAGUGUCUAAGUAAUGAUCAAAUUAACUCUAAUAUAAAUCUUAGAUAUAUUCAAAAAUUAUAAUGAUAGUUCGUGUAAAACACAUAAAUAUGUAAUGUUAGUUUUAAACAAUGUUUCGAUUUUAAUAAAUAGAUAUUGUAGCUCAGUAAAAUAAUUAUCUAAACAUGCAUAGACUCUAUUUGAGGAUUAGACUUUGAAGAUUUGAAGGUUUUAAAAUGAACUAAAGCAUUUUUUUAAGGCCGGAUUGUAUUAUUAAGCUUUCUAGGUAAAAAGUUCUAAACAACGAGAACUAGCAAAAUAAAUGUAUGAAACGGAUACACCAGUAAGAAUCCAAAAUAAACUAACACACAUCUAUUUUGCGUAUGAAUGACUAAAGAUUUUUCAUAUACAACUCCAAAUUUGCUUAUGGAAUAAUUGAAUCUCAAAGGAGAUAAUAUUCGUGUUAAUCCAAAAAUACUAUACUUCAAACUGAAUUGAGAAUGAUUGUCACUCUCUUUUCAAUACUUUAGUAGGAGCCACCGAGACACGACAACUCUUUAUAUUGCUCUAUUGAUAAUAAUAAAGUCAAAGAGAUUACAGUUUUUUAGAAUUUGAUGUUGCUUUUUGAAGUAACCAUAGUUUGAAACAAGAACUCUACCACCAUCACAAUAAGAAUCAUCAAUGAUUGAAGCCGGUAAGACUCGUCGCCACCAUCCGCAAUAGAUCUAUCAAUUAUCUUUUCUAAACGGUUCAACUGAACCGAAAUUUUUGUUUUCCUAAAUCCAUUGGAAGAAGCAUACAAAAGAACAAUAAAUUUUUUUACCAGAUUUAAAGUAAAUUGGCAAUCUAACAACUAAGUAACAAGAAAUAAAUCAAAUCAAAGAAAGAAAAGCAAAACGAAUUAAAUAAGCCGAUGACGGAGUUAUAAAAGCCUUUGGUCAUCGGCUUGAAACUAGAAAAAAAUCUCUCUUUUUUUCUUGACGGUUAGGGUUUUUAAAGCCUAUAAAAUCAAGUAUUUUACCAAUUCAUUUUUACUUUCCUAAUUUUUUUUAAAACCUUUUAAAUCACUUAGAAUCUAACUUCUCAUUUUUCUUCAUGUUACUUUAAUUUUUUUUUAAGCAACAGUUUGAUUAUUACUCCCUCUGUUUCAAAAUACAUGAAGUUUUAGGUUGGGGUACAACUAUUAAGAAACUUGUUUUUUUAUCCAAAAAAUAUCGUUAAAAUAUAAAUUUAAAAUUAUUCAACCAAUCACAAAACAGACUACAAAAUAUGAUUGGUUACACAGUUUUUGAUAAAGUUAAAAGGUACAUUGAAAUAUGAAAACAUCAUCUAUUUUGAAACAUCAAAACUCCCUAACUCAUCAUCUAUUUUGAAAUGGAGAGAGUAUUAUUUUAACCACAUCCACAAAAGUCACAGCUAAGUAUUUUUGGAAGUCAUUAUUUUAAAAUUUUCAACAGUAAAAAUCCUAAACCGGAGGUGUCAAAAUGAGUUAAUUCACUCAACUCAACUCAGUUCAUAGUAAGCUCAGAUCUUUCAUGAGCUACAUAAGCUCAGCUCGUUUAUUAUAUAAACUUUAAUAUGUAAACUCGGACUCAGAUUAUCUAGAUCAUGAGUUAAAUAAACUAACUCGCAAUCCAAUAUAAAAGUAAUAAUAAUAAAAUAACUUCAAUAAUAUUAUUAAAAUUUUAAAUAUUAAAAAUUCAAAAUAUUAAUAUUAAAUACUACAUAAAACCGACACCUAAAAUAAUUAAAUCAAAUCUAUAUCAAUGAUCCAAAAUCCCUAUUUCUUAGGAGAGUCUUGAGACAGUUCAUCUUCAAAGUGUUCAUCUUUCCAAAUCAUAAAAUUAAAAUAAAACGUUUAUAAAUAUUUAAUGCUACAAUAAUAACAAAUUAUAAAUACUUAUUUGAGAUAGAAAAUAUAUUACCAUUAUUGUCGGUCAUAAAACUAAACAACGAAG
Molecule: messenger RNA, 3922 nt
Organism: Brassica napus (rape)
Lineage: Eukaryota; Viridiplantae; Streptophyta; Magnoliopsida; Brassicales; Brassicaceae
Exons: 12
Coding region: 173-1612 (479 amino acids)
Source: RefSeq, a predicted model, not a curated record